Messenger RNA from Helianthus annuus (common sunflower), 1914 nucleotides. RefSeq names its product methylmalonate-semialdehyde dehydrogenase [acylating], mitochondrial. The transcript is spliced from 18 exons. Gene Ontology annotation, biological process: thymine catabolic process; L-valine catabolic process. Gene Ontology annotation, molecular function: malonate-semialdehyde dehydrogenase (acetylating, [NAD(P)+]) activity; methylmalonate-semialdehyde dehydrogenase (acylating, NAD+) activity. NCBI's taxonomy places the organism in Eukaryota, Viridiplantae, Streptophyta, Magnoliopsida, Asterales, Asteraceae. The coding region runs from base 148 to 1752 and encodes 534 amino acids. The record is from RefSeq and is a predicted model, not a curated record. Gene Ontology annotation, cellular component: mitochondrion.
GAGAUAAGAGCAAAUAAUAACAAUGAAUGAAGUAUUUUAAUUGGAAAUGAGUUGUUGCUGGUAAUCCCUCCCUUGUUCCACCUAGAAAUUGUCCACCUAGAAAUUGACGGAGAAGUUACAGAUCACUCGUUAUCCAUCCUCUAAACCAUGUUGCGACUAUCAAUCCGACGACGACGAGCGACAUCCUUCACUCCUCAAAUAUUUGCCCUAAACAUAUCUACUACCGCUACUGACCAGUCUUUGAGACAUAGCGAUCCUCCGAGAGUACCUAACCUAAUUGGAGGUAGUUUCGUAAACUCGCAAUCCUCAGAGUUUAUCGAUGUUAUAAACCCUGCAACACAACAAGUUGUUUCACAAAUACCCUUGACCAAAAAUGAGGAGUUUCAAGCUGCAGUAUCGGCAGCCAAACAGGCUUUUCCAUCAUGGCGGAAUACACCCAUCACCACCCGCCAACGCGUCAUGUUGAAGCUUCAACAACUUAUCAGAAGAGACAUGGACAAGCUUGCCAUGAACAUUACUACCGAGCAAGGAAAGACAUUGAAGGAUGCACAGGGCGAUGUGUUCCGUGGACUAGAGGUGGUGGAACAUGCCUGUGGAAUGGCCAGCUUACAAAUGGGCGAGUUUUUAUCAAAUGUAUCUCAUGGAGUUGAUACCUACAGCGUCAGAGAGCCGCUUGGUGUAUGUGCCGGUAUAUGCCCCUUCAAUUUCCCUGCAAUGAUUCCACUGUGGAUGUUUCCGGUUGCUGUUACCAGUGGUAAUACUUUUGUUCUAAAGCCCUCAGAGAAAGAUCCAGGGGCUUCUAUGAUACUUGCAGAACUGGCGAUGGAAGCCGGUUUACCCAGCGGUGUGUUGAAUGUUGUUCAUGGCACGAAUGACAUUGUGAAUGCCAUCUGUGAUGACGAAGACAUUAAAGCCAUAUCAUUUGUUGGUUCAAACACGGCGGGUAUGCAUAUAUAUGCAAGAGCAUCAGCAACUGGAAAACGUGUUCAGUCAAAUAUGGGAGCUAAAAAUCAUGGUAUUGUAAUGCCGGAUGCAAGCCAUGAUGCUACUUUAAAUGCUUUAGUUGCUGCUGGGUUUGGAGCUGCUGGGCAACGGUGCAUGGCUUUAAGCACGGUUGUUUUUGUUGGAGAUCCAAAAGAAUGGGAAAUUGAGUUGGUGAAGCGUGCCAAGUCAUUAAAAGUAAAUGCGGGCACAGAACCCGAUGCAGACCUAGGCCCGGUAAUUAGCAAACAGGCGAAAGAACGAGUGUGCAGAUUGAUUCAGAGUGGAGUUGAAAGCGGUGCUAGACUGCUGCUUGAUGGAAGAGAUAUUGUGGUUCCAGGAUAUGAACAAGGGAACUUCGUGGGGCCGACAAUUUUGUCUGGUGUUACUGAAGAUAUGGAAUGUUACAAGGAAGAGAUCUUUGGACCGGUUCUUCUUUGCAUGCAGGCUGACAGCUUGGAGGAGGCCAUAAAGAUUGUUAACAGAAACAAAUACGGAAAUGGAGCAGCUAUCUUUACAUCAUCUGGUGUGGCUGCUAGAAAAUUUCAAACAGACAUUGAAGCCGGGCAGGUUGGCAUAAAUGUUCCAAUUCCGGUUCCAUUGCCGUUUUUCUCGUUUACGGGGUCUAAGGCGUCUUUUGCUGGUGACCUCAACUUCUAUGGCAAGGCGGGGGUUAACUUCUAUACCCAGAUCAAGACGGUGACUCAACAAUGGAAGGAUUUACCCGGUGGCUCUGGAGUUUCCCUUGCAAUGCCAACUUCUCAGAAGUGAAAACUUUGAUUUAUAUCUCAACUCACAAUGUUUGUGUGCUGCUUUUAGCUACAAUCAAAUUCACUUGUCACUGUGGCUGGUUCUAAAUAUGACCAAACUUUAAAUUAUGCUUUAAAAGAAAUAUUAUUUAUAAGUAGAUCAAAUCCACAUUAAUUCUUUGAA